Molecule: messenger RNA, 1516 nt
Organism: Corylus avellana
Lineage: Eukaryota; Viridiplantae; Streptophyta; Magnoliopsida; Fagales; Betulaceae
Product: nuclear pore complex protein NUP35
Biological process (GO): nuclear pore organization; NLS-bearing protein import into nucleus
Cellular component (GO): nuclear membrane; nuclear pore central transport channel; nuclear pore nuclear basket
Molecular function (GO): nucleic acid binding; structural constituent of nuclear pore; phospholipid binding
Source: RefSeq, a predicted model, not a curated record
CAUCUCGGUAAAACCCGUAAAAGUUGAUCGAAGAUCAAAUUUGAAUUGAAUUGAGGUUUAGGGUUUCGUUCCAUUUGGAGCAGCUCUGUUCUCGAACUUUUGGGAGGGAAAAAGCCAAAAGAAACCCUUGACGCAAAAACGCCCUCUACGUUUCAUAAACUCUAAUCGGUCUCAAAUCUCGCCAGUGGCUGUAUUUCAUUCUGAAAAUAUUGAAAGAUGAGCACGACAGUACAGAGAACUCCCAAAUCUGGGAGACAUUCAUUGUUUUUCCAAGAUUUGGCAUCUCCUGUUUCUGCCCGUAGGGGAAAAUUUUCAACUCCAGGCCAGGCAGCUGCGGUAUCUGCUCUAUGGCGUGAGAAUUUUUCAGGCUCAGAUCUUCCGCCGCCUCCUGUCUUCACCUUGGAAGACCGCUCAGAUUUUUCCCCUGAAUCUGGAAUUCCAGAUUACCCAUUAUCUCCAGAAGUCAAAUCAGACCCCAGAACUCCAAUCCAGAGUUCUGGUCGAGACUUCUCGACUUCAGGGAAGGGCAAAUCAGAGACAAGCACUUCUUAUGCCAUGAUGGGUGCACAGCAAAACCAACAGGGUUCGGUGGGUUUGAGUUGGUGGUCGCCUACAACACCUGCAAAGAGUGGCAGUGAGCAAGAUGAGAAAGGAAAGAAUUCGCCUGUUGAGGGUGUGGUCCAGCCUGUUGCGUUGAUCACACUUCCGCCCCCAAGGGAAGUUGCAAGACCAGAGAUACAGAGGAAUUGCUUGCCCGCAGGGAACCUCAAUGAGGAAGAAUGGGUUACUGUUUAUGGGUUUUCCCCUGCUGAUACAAAUUUAGUAUUGAGGGAGUUUGAAAAGUGUGGUGUGAUUUUGAAACAUGUUCCUGGUCCAAGAGAAGCUAACUGGAUGCACAUUCUAUAUCAGAAUCGUUUUGAUGCUCAGAAGGCUCUUAGCAAAAAUGGCAUGCAAAUUAAUGGGGUACUGAUUGUAGGUGUGAAGCCAUUGGAUCCAAUGCAACGUCAGGCUUUGAAUGAAAGGGUUAACAAUCAGGGAUUCAUGCCUUUACCUCCUCCAUCUGCAAAAUACUCAGAGGCGAACACAUUGAGAGCCCCUUCUCGCCCCUACUAUCUUCAAAAUGGCAAUACUAAUGUGCGGCAGUCAGGAGGUGCCAUUGCUUCCCCUACAAAAUCUUUGGCGUCCAAAAUCAUGGAUUUGAUGUUUGGAGUUUAGGCCAGUUUUAGUGUUUAUUUUUUUGUGCCAUCUGGCUUCAAUCAAAUAUGCAACCACUCAGGCAAUUGAAUGAUCAGAUGAGAGUUUCAGCACAUGUAAGCUUGAAGCGGCUUUUUCUUUUCCUCAUUUUUUUUUUUUUAAAGUCUUUCCUCCCAGUGAGAAAUGUUUGAUUUCCUUUUUCUUUUUCUUAAAAUCCUCAAAGACUUUGUACCAUUCACUUCGAGAUAUGUGACAAGAUGUAAACAUUUGGAAUUCUGAUGUGAGAGCAAAGAUGCGUGAUAAUCUGAGUUUUAUUCAUCUA